AAUUAAUAGAAAAUAAAAUAACAUUCCACUUUACAAACAUCGCAGAACGGCAGAAGCCUCCGUCUUCAAGUCUUCCUUAAUUUCUACCCAAACUCAACCACACCCUUCUUUUAAAAUUUCUCAUUGCUACCGAUAACAUCUAAAAAAUGGUGAUGGUGAUGGUCAAUCUUACCAUCAUUCGGAUAUUGUUAGUGUCAGCAAUAGUCUCCCUAACUGUAAGAUUGAUUUUGAUUUUAACUGUCUGCCGGAGUAACAGAAAGAGGGCCGUAGGGUUCUUUCAUCCUUACACCAACGACGGCGGCGGUGGAGAGAGAGUUUUGUGGUGUGCAGUUAAAGCUAUUCAAGAAGAACAACCUGAUCUAGAUUGUGUCAUCUACACCGGUGAUCAUGAUGCUUCUCCAGACAGCCUCAUCCGUCGCGCCCUCGAUCGCUUUGGUGUUACCUUGAUUUCUCCUCCCAAGGUUGUGCAUUUACAUAAAAGGAAAUGGAUCGAAGAAACAACCUAUCCUCGCUUCACUAUGAUCGGUCAAAGUUUUGGUUCGAUCUACCUUUCAUGGGAAGCUUUGAACAAAUUUGUUCCAUUUUACUAUUUGGAUACUAGUGGAUAUGCCUUUACCUAUCCACUCGCCCGCCUUUUCGGGUGCAAGGUCCUUUGCUACACUCAUUACCCAACAAUCAGCUUGGAUAUGCUCUCCCGAGUCCAUUCACGGAGUUCCAUGUAUAAUAAUGACUCUGUUGUUGCUAACAGCUUUCUGUUGUCCCAGUGCAAACUUGUUUAUUACAAAUUCUUUAGCUGGAUGUAUGGAUUUGUUGGUUCUUGUGCAAAUCUUGCUUUGGUUAAUUCUUCGUGGACACAGUCGCAUAUUGAGAAGCUUUGGAGAAUCCCAGAUCGUAUUAAACGAGUGUAUCCUCCUUGUGAUACGACCGGGUUGCAGGCACUUCCAUUGGAAAGAGAAGCAACACCGCCCAAAAUCAUUUCAGUGGCUCAAUUUCGACCAGAGAAGGCGCAUACUCUUCAGCUUCAGGCUUUUGCACAUUCCGUCAAGAAUCUAAAUGCGGACAUUCCUAGGCCCAAACUCCAGUUUGUUGGUAGUUGUAGAAAUGAUGCUGAUGAAACAAGAUUGCAGAACUUGAAAGAUUUAGCUAUCAAACUGAAGGUAGAAGAGGAUGUAGAGUUCUAUAAGAAUGUGACCUACAGAGAAUUAGUAGGGCUUUUGGGCAGUGCAACUGCAGGCAUUCAUUCAAUGAUGGAUGAACAUUUUGGCAUUAGUGUCGUAGAGUACAUGGCUGCAGGAGCCAUACCCAUUGCUCAUAAUUCAGCUGGCCCAAAGAUGGACAUCGUGUUACCUGAAGAAGGAAAGCAAACCGGGUUUCUUGCUGAAACUGUCGAAGAAUAUGCUGAUGCAAUUUUGAAGAUUUUAAGGAUGUCAAAAUCCGAGAAACAUGAGAUCGCUGCAGCUGCAAGAAGACGAGCUAGCAGAUUCUCAGAACAGAGAUUUUAUGAAGAUUUUAGAGCUGCAAUUAGACCAAUUAUAAACCACUCUUUCGGGUGAUACAGCAAACUUGUUAGGAGAUGAAAGAUAAACUAACGUAGAGAAGGAUAUCGUCACAAUAGGGCACUUCUAUACAGUUUUCAAGAAACACAAAAUCACAUAUUUAUGUAUCUUUUUUAUCUGGGAAUUUUGUUGGAUGGUAAAAGGCGGUUAUAGAUCGU
Molecule: messenger RNA, 1714 nt
Organism: Cynara cardunculus var. scolymus (artichoke)
Lineage: Eukaryota; Viridiplantae; Streptophyta; Magnoliopsida; Asterales; Asteraceae
Product: GDP-Man:Man(3)GlcNAc(2)-PP-Dol alpha-1,2-mannosyltransferase
Exons: 7
Coding region: 147-1553 (468 amino acids)
Biological process (GO): protein N-linked glycosylation
Cellular component (GO): endoplasmic reticulum membrane
Molecular function (GO): GDP-Man:Man(3)GlcNAc(2)-PP-Dol alpha-1,2-mannosyltransferase activity
Source: RefSeq, a predicted model, not a curated record